Parasteatoda tepidariorum (common house spider) is the source of this 1270-nucleotide messenger RNA. Its product is annotated as glutamate receptor U1-like. The record is from RefSeq and is a predicted model, not a curated record. Lineage: Eukaryota; Metazoa; Arthropoda; Arachnida; Araneae; Theridiidae. Gene Ontology annotation, cellular component: membrane. Gene Ontology annotation, molecular function: ligand-gated monoatomic ion channel activity.
ACUCAACUUCAACUGAAUUUCACCCUAAAAAGAUUUUUGUAUAAAAAUGGUGGCAUAUUUUCCCUCUAAACUUAGAAUUGCAGUUCUACCCAAUACCAGAGCCAUAGAAGUUGAAAGAAUUAACAACAAAACCAUUAUCUCGGGUAUUGAGGCAGAACUUAUAAAACUAUUGUCACAAGGAAUAAAUUUCGAAUAUGAGAUUCUUGCUCUCUCAGACGAAUCUUACGGAAUCAAGGAUACGUUUGGAAACUGGACAGGAAUGGUCGGAAUGCUCGCAAGAAAUGAAGCUGACAUGGCCAUCUCGCUAAUAGGUAUCACCGAAGAGAGGUCAACUGUAGUGGAUUUUAGCUUACCUUACCACUAUAUCGAAAAAACAUUUAUGAUGAAUUAUGCUUCAUUCUUGCCAAAAACGGCAGCAUUCUUGUAUCCUUUCAGCACUUUCACGUGGAUUUUAAUUUUGAUCGUACUGCUCUUUAUGACAGUGCUAUUUCGAACUUUGAUAUCGCCAAAAGAUUCCCUUACUUCUGUUUUCUUCGAUUUGUGGGGAUCUUCUUUCGGACAAGGAACGAACUACAACCCUCGUUCAAUGUCCAGGCGUAUACCACUUGGAAUUUGGCUCAUUUAUUCAUAUGUUCUGAUACUCUGUUACAGCUCAGUUCUGUUAUCAUUUUUGACAUCCCCCAUCAGAAGGAAACAAAUGAGCAAUUUCAAGGAUCUCUACACCGCAAUCAGAGAGGGUGGAAUGGAAUGCCGAGCAGCGAUUCAUACACAGGAAGCAGAUUAUUUGUCGAAAAGCAGUAUACCCUAUAUGAAAGGAUUAGGGGAAUACAUUAAAAAGAAUGAAUGGUAUUAUCGAUCUCUUAGUAACACAAGAGUUCCGGAACAUGUGGCAAUAAUUGGGUCACCCAUUAUGUUUCACGCAUUUAUUGGGUCCUCUGAAAAGUAUUUUUAUUCGAAGGACGUUUUUGAAAGUUUUCCGAUGGGGGUUGCAAUCAGAAAAGGCUUUUGCUGCAAAGAGCGCUUCAAUACAAUCCUACUCCGGAUUUUAAGCGGUGGCUUAUAUAAUAAAUUCAUAGACACUAUCAACUACAAAAUGGAAGUCUUGAGAAAGUUUAACACUGACCACUCUCAGAGUGUAUCAGUUUUAAAGUUAUCGGAUUUAAGUGGAGUGUUUAUUAUUCUUGGGAUAGGUUGGACAACUGCUAUUUUUACUUUGGUAAUGGAAAUCACCUACAGUCGAUGGUUACGCUCAAAACCCCGCCAAACCUGA